CGCCUACGCGCGUCGCUGCGGACGUCUCCACGUCCCGCGCGCCCGUCACAGUUCGCCAGCGGUGGGCCGCGUGCCCGCCGCGCCGCCGCGACCUCACUAUAUGAACACUUUUCGUAUUUUCUACCUAUUUGUAUUUAAUAUUAAGUUAAAGGUAAUUACAACUCAAGUGGCAAGUUCAGUGCGGAGAUCGACGUGAGUAGCGGCAGCGGGACAGAUAGAUGAGAACGGAACACACGGCCCCGCGCACACAACAUGGCGUCUUUCAAAGAUUGGCUGACAGUGACGUGGGCGCAGGGCGGCAUGCAGCUGCAAGGAGACGGCUCCGCAGACGAUGACGAUUCUGUCAAGGGACGGUGUGGGCGCGCAGGCAGUCUUGCAGCGACUCCAGGAGAGAAACUUCUGGAACUACUCCGACCGAGCGUGGGCACUCCGCGGCGACACUCCACCGCAGCGUGUGCGCCUGCGCAACCACAGAGACCGGCAGGCUUUGUCUACUGCCCCUCUGACGCACUGCCAUACUGUCCACCAUCUAGAAUCGCGCCACCGCGGCCUAUUAUGAAGAUUUAUAACUAUUUACGGGAACAGCUCCAGCCACCACCGCAACAGAUCCAGCCAGUCCAGCCACAGCCGCCGCCCGUGCCGCAGCGUACAACUGCAACAGUAGCGCCCACGCCCCUACCAGUGCCGCCGCCCGCGCCACCGCGUCGCUCCUCCCCACAACCACCACGCCGUGUACCACCACCCACGCCACCAAGACCACCCACCACAACACCUGCACCACCACAAACCGACCCCAAUGGAAACAGAAGAACAGUUGCCCCCGUGCAACCUCAACCACGACUUGACUGCAAUAGAAAUCCCCAGCCACUGUCCGCCAGAAGGGCACCUGCUCCCCAAAGAAUACCUGACGCUGCAACUUUCACUCCCGCACCGCUACCCCCUCAAAACACUGUCCAGCCAAUAAAGCGAUCACCAAGCUCAGGGUCAAAUAUUAGCGUCCGACAGGAUUCAAACGUGUCUUCAGACUCGUUUAGUCAAACUUCUUCCCCGUCGUACACGACGAAGACAAUGGAGGCCCCUCUACUGCCUCACCAGCACGUUAACAAGAGCCUCAACGCGAAGAUAGCGCGCGGCCUGCUGCUGAAGGAGCAGCAGGACCGGGACUCCGGCAACGGCUCUAUCACCAAGAGCAUGUCGACGCCAGCGUCACUACAAACUAUCGUUAGAUUCCAAAAUGGUAGCAACAUGUCCCUGCAUCAUCGGAUGCUCCGAGACAUGCGAGGGGCGAGCACGGACGCCAACCCUCACAAGUUCAGACUGAUGCAGCUGGCGCUCAACGCCGUUGCGCUGCUCGCCAUCACCGGCGCACUGUUCGCCUACUUCAGGGCUAACCCUGCUGUACAAUACGUGUCACAAGUAGUGAAUAGGUCAACAGUGGUGACCUGGCCAGCACCCACCGACCCGCCGGGUGCCAGAAACCCAGCACCAGGAGUGUGUUUGCCCGUCAUAGUAAACUUUUGCCAGCAACACAGGAUACCGUACAACUUCACCGUGUUCCCAAACUACAUCGGACAUUUUGGGCAAAGAGAUGCCCAACAGGACCUGGAAGUAUACGAAGCAGUAGUGGACGUCCGGUGUUACGACCUGACAGCACUGUUCUUAUGUUCACUGUUUGUGCCCAAGUGUGGACCCUUGGGACACAUGGUUCGACCCUGCAGGAGUUUGUGUCAUGAAACGAUGCGGCGUUGCGGCUUCUUCCUGGAAGUAUUUGGGCUGACGAUGCCGGACUAUCUCCAGUGCGACAUAUUCCCCGAGUCCACUGAUACCGACGUCUGUCUCGGGAACAGAGAAGUUAGCGAUGCUCGCUUCAGAGACGCCAUGCCAGUAUGUCCCACGGGGUUCCAAUGCGACGUGCGACGUUGUAUCCCGCACGACUGGCGGUGUGACGGGCACGUUGACUGCGCGGACCGCUCGGACGAGCUCAACUGUCGCGUCUGCAAGCGCAGCGGGGAGGUGCACUGCGGGAACCAGCGCUGCAUCUCACAGGCACACCUCUGUGACGGCAAGGUCGACUGUCCUUGGGGACAGGAUGAGCGGAACUGCUUACGACUGAGUCAAGCGAACGGUGACGUGGGCCGUGGAGAGCUGCAGGUGUACCGCGCAGCCAACCACUCGUGGUUCCCUGCCUGCAUCACUACGCUGGACGAUGACACCGCUCUCAAGUUGUGCUCCAUUCUCGGAUACUCGUUUUUAAACAAAAGCCAAGCAGUAAUCAACGAGUCCCGUCCAGAAGUUAACAGUAUAAAGGCGGCAGUGAACGUUAGCGCCACACCAGGCCCUCGCGCCAGCUUCGUGCAUGAGCACGGCGCUGCACAGACAUACCGCGCCUUCCUCAGGAGUCAGGGAGGCCUGCUGAAAGAACUCAAAGAAUGCAGGCAAGACUCACCGAGAGUGCAUCUUGUUUGCGACAAGUAUGAAUGCGGCAAGCGUCGUACAAUGGGCGGAGGGUCGAAGCGUAUCGUGGGUGGCGUGGAGGCGUCUCCAGGAGACUGGCCGUUCCUGGCUGCGAUCCUCGGAGGACCUGAGGAAGUGUUCUACUGUGCUGGUGUGCUCAUUGCUGACCAGUGGGUACUGACGGCCGCGCAUUGUGUUGGAAACCACACGGACGUGAACGGCUGGACGAUACAACUAGGCAUUACACGGCGUCGCUCGCACGCCUACUACGGGCAGAAGGUGAAGGUGAAACGCGUCGCCCCGCACCCGCAGUACAACUCCGGCAUCGCGCAUGACAACGACAUCGCUCUGUUCCAACUAUCAGUACGGGUCCGGUACCACGAGCAGGUGUCCCCUGUGUGCCUGCCACCAGCCAGCCGCGUGCUCAAACCAGGCACACUCUGUACUGUCAUAGGCUGGGGGAAACGCGACGAUAAAGAACUGUCCGAAUAUGAGCCGGCAGUAAAUGAAGUGGAGGUGCCCGUCCUCAACCGAGACCUUUGCAACCAGUGGCUGGAGCACCGCGACCUGAACGUUACCGAGGGCAUGAUUUGUGCUGGAUACCCCGAGGGAGGCAAGGAUGCUUGUCAGGGUGACUCAGGUGGUCCACUCCUGUGCAAGGACCCAGACGACUCCUCGCGCUGGUAUGUCGGCGGGAUCGUCUCGUGGGGCAUCAAGUGUGCCCACCCACGUCUACCCGGAGUGUACGCGUACGUGCCUAAGUUCAUUCCCUGGAUACACCAGCAGAUGAGGCAGUACAAUGACGAUAACGCCAAGUCAGAAGACAUAUAAAUGGCAGUCUAUAAUGAGGCAUCACUUUGGAUAAUUAUCAAUUCAAAUAUUUGACAAUACUAUGUUUGACCUAAGAAGAAAACAUUCUUAUGUAUACUUGUAUUUUGAACAUUUUCUGUAUUUAUAUCAAAGUUGAACUAUUGUAUAUUUUAUUUACAAUUAGGUUGAUUAUUAUAGAUAGUUAUUAUUCAGAAUUUAACACUAUUAUGUACUUCAUAUUAUACAAUUUAUUAUUCUUAAGUGGUGUCAAAAUGAACUUGACUUGAAAUCCCUGCACGUAUUGCAGGCAAUUAUGACUAUGACAAUAAUUAUCGAAUAAUGACAAUAAAUUAAUAAACGAUGACAAUAAAACUUAUACAAUCGUAAAAUAUAGUAGGUAAGUCAAUUUUUCAAGAGAAUCUAAAUAUAUAAUAUACAAUGAAUAUAUACAAUAAAAUUCCGAAGCAUAUAUGUAUGAAAAGUCUUGGGGAGUUGACUUAUAUAUUUAUUGCUUUUGACAAAGACAUAUGGCUAAAUAUUUUCACAUAUCACUCGUAUAUCGCGUGAUGUAAAUUAUUUGAAGCUGUGAUAGUAAAUGAUUUAUUAUGAAGCGAACAAGUCGAUAUUGUAUCAAAGUUUACCCAUGACUUGAAGUUGACUUUACAGUGACUGGGCGCGCUGCCGCGUCCCUCGAUACUUUUUCUCGGGGUAGUCAGUCAUCGGUGACGUAGGUCUAACUAAUAUUAUAAAUAUUAUGAAAUCUGUUUUGAUUCAUGUGAAUUUUAUAUGUAAGCUGCUUUUAUAAGUAAUGUAGUGUUCUCAAAGCUUUAGCAGACUUUUAGAUUGUUUUUAAUAUUGUACCUACAUACUUUGUUUUUCGUUUUUAUUUCUAUUCUGUGUUAGUGUAGAGUGGAGGAAAACCUCAUUUGUCAUUCGGGAUCAGAAUUUCAAUGAACAAUAUCAAAUAGCAGUAGUGGAGUCUUUGCAAUCUUUCAACGUGUUGGAGCCCCGAGUGACAAAUUAGGAGGUCCGUAGUAUUUAAGUGUAUGUUUGUUUGAUGUUUGAUGUUAGUAGUUUAGGGGAAAGUGCUUUUAUAGAAUAAAAAUAAAUCCCAUUCACACGGAUGCAGGUUAAAAAAAUAUAGAUUAAAAAUAUAGACAAUGAUUGUUUAUUAAAAAAAAUAGGUGUUAAUCUACGGCGUUCUAAAGUUCUUCCUAAUGACAAUAAAAUAUAAAUGUUGAGUUUAGGUAAAUACGAUGAAAUCGUAACAAGUAAAUAAAGAAUUACCAGACAAUAUCUAAAGUAAAUAUAUAACAUUAAAUAGCAAAAUGCUUGCGUUUAUGACGCGAGCGGCCGAGAGGGUCCCGGCGUGUACAUUGGUGAAGGACCCAGGAGUACUAUCCAACCUUAUAAUAUAACGACAAUAAUAAUUUUUGACAAUAUAUUUACUAACAGACGUAGUUUAAGCUUUGUUAAUAUACAAUUUAGAUACAUCUGUUUCAAUAUGUUUUUCUAAAUGUAAGUAGGUGUCAUUUUUAAAUACCUUGACAAUAACGGAAAUUGUAAUUAUAUUAGAGACAUAGCUUUAAUAGAUUCUAAGACAUAGUAUUAUUAGAUAUAGUAGCUGUAGGUGUGGUAAAUAUUUUUUAAACUUAGGACAAAAUAUACUUAGUUCCUUUUAUAUGGGUAAACUUUUCAACUUUCGUAUAGUAUCUAAAUGUUCUGCGAUCCAGUAUUGUGGUCUCCAGGGAGACGUGGUUAUAGCACAAAGCUAUGCUCAAACUAACUUAGGUGUAUUUAUAUAAGUAUAGAAUGAAGUUAAUGUUUUAGCGAUGUGAACAUGAACAGUAGCAAGCGUAUAAUGUGGGCUUACAUAGGGGCGGUGAAAUUAUUUAAAUAGUUAAAUAUAUAUAGGGAUAUCAGUAUUUACAUGGAUACUAAAGCGUUGCGGUGUAGGUAGCUGUACUCUGUGCAUUCUAGGCAUAUCAUAUUUGCAAACUAGACUCGUGUUUCGGCCUAAAGAUAUGUCACGUGGUGUCAGUCAAUUGUCUCACUGAGUUCACGUUCACAUCGCACUAAUUAUAUAAUUCUACAUUUACAUGGAAGUAUGGUUGUUGACUACUUAUGAGUCUUCUUCUCAACUCGAGCUUUCUCUAGUGUAACAUUAAAUAUAUAUGUAAUUACAUAAUAUUAAAAUUAUAUCAGAGUUUAAAUUAUUAAUUUCGUAAGUAUCACGAUAAAAGGAAUUAGGUUGAAAUUUAAUUUGAUAUAUUUAUAUAAAUGUCGAUGAGUUUAUCAAAAUUCUUUUCUACGUAGUGACUGAAUUAAAGUACAGAAUAUGAAAACAUGAGAACAGAAUGAAGAGGUGGAAGGGAAUGAACCAGAUGGCCUGAUGUUUAUGGAGGAGAAUGGUAUUUUUACUUUGUUCUCGUUUUUUCAUAAACUCUAGAUGUACCUUCUAGUUAGUAAGUUAGGUUAAGUAAACUAGAAUAACUUAGUAUGUUAGGGGCAUGCUUUAGUGUUCUGUGACAUCUUAUGAUACUUGUGAUCUCUGCAUUAUGGACUCUGCAUUAUAAUACUCCAUACAUUCGCUAAGUUUAUUUUAUAGAUACUCGCCCAUUUUUAUUGCGUACUUAACUACUUAUUAUUUGAAUUUCUUGCACAAUCUUUGUCUUCUUUUAACUUAUAUUAUAUUUCUACUAUGGUUUAAUGGGGUUGGACGGCAAUACAGGAACAGACAUAAACGAUACCCAGAGAUCAAGUACAUGAAACAAAUCUAUCAUAUUGAUAUGUCUAGUCUGAAUAUGUUUUGGAUACUUCGUAAUACAAAGAAUUCUAACAAACUUGAAUACAUUCAGUAUAAUGUGUAGGAAGAAAAUAUAAUUGUUGGAGGUCGUAUCUACGUUGUAUAUUCAUUUGAAGAGGCGAGCACGAUUCAUUUAUUUUAGUCUAUCCCAGUCACUUCUGUAGUAGCGAAGCUUAAUUUAUAGAGAUGUGUCUCAAACGAAAUAAGUUCGUUAAUGAAUUAUAAAUAAACAUAAAAAUGCAUUGGUAUUUGGCUUUAUAUAGAACAUGUGUGGAAUAUGCAUGUUCAGCUCUUAAUGUUUAUAUGAACGUAGUUUUACAUGUAUCGCGUAUAUUGUAUACUGUUGUAGAAUAUAAUUGCUGUUGGAAAAUAAAUUCUAUGGUAGACUAUAUUGUGUCGUGUUCAAAGCAUAUCUUCUCCGAGUCAGCAGGUUUGACUCCAACCCAUAGUUAUAGGUAAUAAAUUAUUAGAUACAUACGUAUUUGUACAGAAAUAGUGACUAUCGUAAUUAGCGACAAUAAAUAUUUUGAUAAAGAACAAACAUUAUAUAUAUAAUUCUAAAUUUCUACUGGUGGUUACAUAGUGGUUAAGUUUUCAUAGAAAUAAUAACAGAAUGUAUUAAAUAGAAUAUAAAACUGGAAAAUUGUUUACAACUGUAUAAUAGGUAUAAGAAAUGGGCGAAUAUAAUGAAGACCUAACCACUAAAUAUCCGAGAACAACUUUACAUCAAGCUUGGAACUGUUACGUUGCUUUAGUGGGUUUUGUUGGUCGACAGUAUUGUUCUAUCUCCUAAACGAUAUCAUCGAAGCCGCGUACUUCAGGCUAACAUAACGGUUGUGUAUUAAAUGUUUAGUGGUGUACCCGUCACUAGUAUGACGUCACUGUUUAGUGCUCGCAUCGGUGUCCACUGGCCCCUAUUGAAUGUUGAUCGUUGUAGAAAAUAUAUUUAUUAGGUAAUAAUGAGUGUUUCUUUACUUACUUCUACUUAAUGAACACUAGAUCGCGUUGUUUUAUAGUAUUCACUAAUUUCAGUACAAUGUCGAUGAGGUUAGACGAAGUAUGUACGAUAUAUACCGUACUUGAAAUAUUAAUAUAUUUAUUUGUAGUUUCACUUUCAUACUCUAUGUGAGCUGGUCCUCAACUGUUACUUUAUGUAUAAGUAUGGAAUGUCAGGUAACAUCGUGGGCAUUGUACUGUAAUAUAAUUUGGAUCUCAUUUCGACUCUGUUGAAAUCUUUAGAUAUUUUUAUACCUAUGUAAGAUGUACGAAUGUUUAGAUAUUGUCAAUUUCUUGCCAACGAGUAUUGUACGCGCAUAGUAUCAAUUAUUAUCAAUUACAUGCCAAUAUUAUCUACUCAAUGUUGAUUUGUUUGUAUUGAAAUGUUUUACAAUAAAAAUGAAUUAUUAAAUAGUUGAUACUAAAGAUGAAUUGGAAUUUUUUGGAAAUUAAAUUAAAAGGAUUUUAAGUGAUUGUUACAAAUUGACGUAUUAAUUACUUAAUUAAAUACUCACAUAGUUAAAGGAAAUGCUUUGUUUAUCAUAAAUUAUAUUUAUAAUUAGAUGAAAAGACAAUAAAAGUGAUGUGACAAUAUUUCGACGGAACAUUCCGUAGCCUUGUUUGUUGAUUUAUUGAACUUUUGUAUUUUUCCAAACAUCUAGACUUAUGAAUCAACCCUUCGUAGUUUAGAUAUUUGUCAUUAAGAAAGAAACUUAGAUUGUAGUAAUAUUGGGACAGGUUAAAUACUAUAAUACAAUAAUUUAUAUUUAAAUAGAAGGAAGUCAAUUUAGAGAUGUAACUACAUCGAUAAAAUAGAAGAAAAAAGUUUUACAUCGAGUUCGACAAAUUGAAAUUAAUCUUGAGUCCCUAGGUUCUAAUAUUAUUACAAUCUACCAAAAUUAUAUAAUUAUGUAGAAACGUAAUAGAUACGCACAAGUUACUCUGUACUAUAAAGCCACUAUUUUAGAACAUUUCCGUUUAUAUACAAGCCAUGCUGAUACAUACGUGUUUAUAUAUAUCGAUGUUUAUAAACUUAUGUGUGCUAGGACGGUGUUGCUUUCUACUAUUCGUGAUUCCUGUUUUUAUACGAUCUUAUGUGCUUCAUAUAAUUAGUGUUAUCAUUAAUGUAUUGUAGGUUUGCAGUUUUAACGCAAUGUUUCGUAAAACUCUUGGUGAAAACAAACUUUAAGGGCUUCUUAGAUGUGAUUUCUAUGCAUUUAAAAAAAAUAUGUCAUUUAAUUGAUUUCUAUGAUUUUUCUUUUUUUUUUGUCCUCCAGUCUGCAGAAAUUUUGUAAUAAUAAUAUGAAUAUUUUAUGAUCUGAUCUAUCGCACAAAUUCUAUAUAAAAAUUAAAAUAUGUUUUCAUUGUAUUCAUUGAAUAUGAAAUUAUUUUUACACCUCGUACACGAAUGUUUAGUGCUGUUAGUUUUUUGUCUUUGUGUAGCUUUACUUUGUUCCUCAAGCUUGGAUUAAAUAAUAUAAUAAAAUAAUGUGUAUUUUUCUCUACACCUCCCAAUCUACAAUCAACAUGGAAGCAUUCCAAACUAAAAGCUAGGGAUAUCUACAUGAAACUAAAUAAUUGAAACUACAAAGUUAUUGAAUUAAUAUUUUACUAAUGGAUACAAUAUAGUUACAUUAAUCAACAAUAGGUAUAAAUAACUAGAUUAGUCACUACCCACUUAGUCGUGGUACAUUUCCUUUACAUAAUCAGGUGACAGACAGAUGACCGGAACAAUUGACGCGACCAUCACUCGACCCUUUUACACAAGUUAUAAAUACACGCGUUUAGCUUAUAAAUUAAAUUUACUUUUUAUAUAAAUUCGAAAAUUAAUGAAUUUAUGAGUUAAAUGUGUUAAGGACAGCGAUGAUGGCGCCCUCUAGUCAUCUCAUUCGUGAUUGUAGCGCCAUCUAGCGUUGAGAAUAACAUUUAAGAAGUUUUGGGCGUCACUGUUUCUUAUUGAUUAUUCUCAACACUAGGAAUCAAAAAGGCGUUCGAUACUAAUAUAGGUAUGCAAUGAAAUGACAUUUAAAAAAACUAUAUGCCAUUACUUAUUACAUUUUAGACUGAGUUUUAUUUAUGCAACACUAUUUGUAUGUUAAAAGGAAAAAUUCAUAUUAUACAGAGAUUCUUGUUUAUAUUGAAUUUGCACUUGAAUAUAUACUCAGUCUAAUAAAAAAACUAAAUUUAGUUAAGUAACUAAAAAGAUGCAACUUCAUAAUUACUUCUACUAUAGACAAUACAUAAAAGUAAAUAAUUCAAUAUAUUGAGGACCGUUUUGCACCUGCACUGAUAAAUGGUUACUUUUAUCUUACAAUGUACGUAAUUGAACCAUUUUCUUUGAUUGACUUAUAAAUUGACACUUAAAAUUUUAUAACUAGAAAUUGAUACUCGUAUAGAGAGUAGAGAGUGUUUUCGAGAAGCUAAACCGAUCCUCUAGUGUAUCAAUAAAACAAUAAUGUUAUCCAUGUCGCAUUUCAAAAUAAUGAGUCUAAAACAUUGGAGGGCGACUGAAUAGCCAUUGGCUAAGUAAAGAUCUCAUUAAUAAAAGGCGAACAAGUUCCAGUAAUUCCAGACUCGCUGUAAUUACUGACAUUUUUGUUAAAUACCCAUAUUAGAUCGGUACAUCGGAUUUAACCAAUGAAGCAAUGUUAGUUUUUUUUUUACUUUUCUUACUAUUGAGUUAUGUUACAAAACGGUCCUAUAUGAAGCAUGGGUCUAAAGUAAGGUGUGCUCGCACAACAUCCAAGUUCAGUCUUGAGUAUAUUCUCUAAAUUGACUAAUCGAUUCAUCUGUAGUAAUUACAAUACAAGGAGGUUACAAGGAAAGUAUAAGCUCAGCAUACGCUAAGUACGAUACGAUGUUAUACUUUUAAUGUUAGAUAAAACGAUUUAUUUCAAAAAUCGAGUAUCUUCAAUGACAGAAUGGUUCUCUGAACAUUUAAGUGUGGAUGAAAUGGAUUUAUUAAUUUCAAACUUAAAUAUAAACUUAUAAAUGUAAAGUUAAAACGUAUUUAACAAAGAAUAAUAUAAGUUACAGUCCCAAUAGAGGAAUAUUAUGUCAAAUCACGUAAUAAACGUAUUCACUAAACAUUUAACAAAAGUGCGCUCGCGACACCACGUGGUACAUGUGUGGCAUCACUAUAAAACAUUCGAUUACCGAAUAAUUCCGCUACUUCACAUAAUGUCCGACAUUAAAUUGUUUAUAAUAUUCACAAAACUAAUACGUGAAUCAUGAUCUAAGUACGAUAAUGAAGAAAUAAAAUCUAUAACGACGUGCAAACUCGUUUAACUCGGAGUUAUAUAAAAUGUAAUACUGUUUACAUACGUACAAAAUUGGUCCAUAUCUGUCACACACCUUGUUAACAAAGACGUUUACUAUUCAAAGUUUACUAUUACAAAAGUGAGCUCAUUGCUUUUACUUCAUCAGUAUCCUCUAGAACAAAAUGUGAAAAAUCGUUGCCAAUAUUAAGUCAUCAUAAGAAAUUAAACAAACUAAGAGCAUGUGAAAGAUAUAGUCCUAAUUCAACCCGAUUCCUACCGUAAUUACAAUCGACGUUAGUACAAAUUGACAGUACACAAGGCUUUAUACAAACAACUAUACAAUAUACAACUGAAACAAUUAAAUUCUUUAGCCGAACACCUACUUCAACAAUUACUUCAUAAGUACUCUAAAUAAAUGUCUUGAACAACUUUAGUCUUCUUAUAAGAAAUGGUCUGGCAGUUGUCUAUAGUCUAUCUGUCUACUCUACGUGCCUACCAAGAUUGCUGGACAUAUUGUUACUCGAUACGAGACGAGUAGCUUAUCGAUACCGCGACGCUAGUGUAUACAGCUGGGUACAUGUCACCCCUCGAAAUAUCAGUCUAGUCAGUACUCAUUAUUGUCGACUAACGAAGACUAGUCGAUAUCAAAGGCGUGCUCUUGUACUCUGGGACGUUUCAAGUGUUUAGAAACUUAAACUAGAAGUACAAGGGCGUAUCUUGUAUGCAAUAAGCUAUCUCAUUCACUCUCACAUAAGGUUGAAGUCUGAUUUACAAAAAAAUGCCUUCAAAACUGUGAUCCAGACGAUUUCUUACUUAAAUUAAUAUAAUAAUAAUAAUCAUAUAGUACAGUCUAAUUCAUUUAUAAAAUGAUAUAACUAGUUAAAUUUAAAAUAAUUAAUAGAUCUACACAGUACUAUAUUAAAUAGAGCCUCAAGGCAGAUAAGUUUUACAGAUAAAAUAUAAAAUUUAUAUCAACAAAUUAUAUAGAGUGGUGAUUACUUAGUGGCUGUGUAAGUUGUUGUUCUAUACGAAGACGUAAACAAUAUAUAAGCUGCAGCAGCAAUAAGAUGAUCUUCUUAAGGAAGUUUUACUUCAGCAAUAAAAGAAAACAUUAAAUAAAGUCAUUUAGAAUAUGUAGAAACUCAAACAGCCACUAAACAACAUCCUGUAUAAGAAAAUCUAUGAUUUCGAUAACAUAUCAGUGGCGACGAUAUAAUUCAUUUACUUAAAUUUAAUGAUAUGAAGCAAGCGCAAAGUUUACCAAUUUCAAACAAUUUAAAAUGUUUCAUAAUUAUAAUAUAUAUUUUAUAUAAUAAAUAUUUCUAAUAUAAUAAUACCUAUACACGCUUAUACAUGGAACAUGUACUCAGUUCGAUAGAUGAAUACUCAGCUGACAUUGAGCUAAUGCUUCACAGCUCAUUCGUCAUCAACUGUGUGGACAUUACAUUAGUUUUAAAUAUACGCAUCGAAUGUUCACGAUAAAAAAUCCAUGUAUCGAUUAAGUACAUUCCAUGCCUACCUUCGAUACUUUUCAGUCAAUAAAUAGCCUCAUUCGAGAAUAUAUCACGUACACAUGUCUACCGCUAACAAUAUGAACGAUCAAACAUUAAAAAUCUUUGGUGUGUUGAGUACUAUAGGUUACUAAAAUGAGUAUUUAGUCGAUUUACUAUCGAAUUCACACUUUUUUAUUCCGAAUUCAUACCGAUUUUGUCGAAAACAAUUGCUUCCGUAUUUCGAUAAGCAUUUUUUUAUAUUCUUUGCCGUAUAGCAAUUUAGGCUGAAUAUUUAAAAAAAACUUUAAGAAUGUAAUUUGUUCGAAAUAAUUCCGAACUAAAGUUAGUUUGAAGUUUAAAGUUUAUUUAUUAAUCAAAGUAAAAAUGCAGCUUUAUGCAUAUUAUAUGUAAUCGCGCGUCGCCAAUUAUCUAGCAAUUCGAUAGUAUUAGGAAAUUUUAUAAAUUGGACUUAUGAGAAUUAGAGUCGUGAGAAUCAUAAUUCGUCAUACAUUAUAAUUUAAAAGCGCAUUUGUUUUUUUUUAAUGGUUGCAAAAAAGUGCAACCCAAUCAUAUGAUUGCAAUAAAAAUUUAUGGAUUUUUAUCGACAUUGUUGUAUAUAUCGAUAUAUUUCAUUUUUAUAGAGACAUCUCCAUUUUGUUACAUUAUUACAGUGUAACAAAUAUAAACUACAAAUGGGUUUGUAUGUAGUAUUCCAAGUAAUUAGUAAAUACUAAUUAUUACAUAGUUAUUUGUCGAUCGUCAUUAAGUUAGAUAUUAUUAUUAAAAUGUGUUUUAUAUCAGCUUUUAAGGUACUUUGGAUCGGAAUGGAUAACCUUAAAUUAAAAUAUUGGGACUACUAAGUUCAUUUUGAAAAUGGGUUUCUGGAAGAUAUUUGUUUUAUUGUGUUGAAACUAUGACAUAAAUUAUUUUACUUUUAGAAAUGUAAAUAAAUCUAUAGAAUAUAAAAUUCAGUUUUAUGAAGUUCUGAAAUGUGAUUUUUCUGGAGAAAAAUUGUGAUGUUAAAGACUCCAAGCAAUUAAUAGAAGAUUCUAGAAAGUAUGUACAGGGAAGACGAGGGUAUUUUGCAAAUAUCACCCUAAUAACGAUAGAAGUAAGAUUCAAAAAUAGAUUUGUAAGAGACAACAGUACUACAUUUAUAAUUUAGUCUUUCAACAUUCGCUGUUUGGGUUCUAAAUGUUUAGGCCUUUAACUAAAGUAAUAUUCAUUCCGCUUUAUACAUCAAGUAAACCAUCUUCGGAAGUUACUCUAUUGACCUCUAUUUUUUCAUUUCGGACUUCGUUAUUUCAAUAGAUCUUUUCAAUAUCACAAAUAUGGGAAUUCAAAUAACCCAAAACCGCUUUAUACUAAUCUGUCAUUCACGUUGUGAGUUCCUCAUAUAUUGAGAACAAAACAAAAUGAUACAGAACUGAGUCAAACUGAACAGUUUCUAUUUGGGACACUAAUGGAUUAUUUCACUUCAAACGCCACACGUACGCUUUUACUUCAUUCAUGCUUUAAGGUACAAACUCAUGAACACUCACAUAUUACCCUACUUUGUAUUAUACCAACGUGAUCCAUUAGUGUGCCCAAUUCUUAAAUAAUUAAUAACCAAACUUGUAUUUAUUGAAAUAAGGUUCUAAUUGGACUGUUGUAUGGACGCGAGGAAGGCGGGGUCGACAGACGCUACCUUCGCCGUCAGGAACGCAUGCAUGCAAAACAAUAAGCUCUGUAGAAUCUGGCAUUCUAGUUCCUGGAACAAAAAUAUAAGAACUUAAUUCAGUAUACCGACAGACCGACAUAUCGAUUUUCAACUGUAUAACAUAAUAACAAAGUCAAAACUCGAUUGAAUAUAUUUUGUUGUUAGGUAUAGUUUACCUUCGUUUCAAUAACUUUAGUCUCAGAGUCUUGGAAGUGUAGUUUUAAUUUUGAUUUGCCAUCAUCACUGGAUCCUCGGAGUUGAGAAAAUCUGAGAAGCAAACAAAAGAGUACUGCUUUAAAAAUCAAAGGAAGAGGCCAUCUGAGUAACUAAUGACGUUUUCUACUCAUGGACAAUAAUUUCGACCUUACUGAAUUUUAGUUUGGCAGCAAUGCUUUGGAGGCCGUGAAAAAAAAUGAUUUUAUAACUUUAUUCGUAAGUUGUAUCUACUCACCGGUAUGCCCAAACAGGUUUGGCUCCGGGUGUGCCCUCACUGAGUGAGAACCCAGCCGCCCAGUCUAACGUCAGUCCCGCCGCGCGGCCCAUGUGUACUACUGUGAAUGUUUUCUUCU
Spodoptera littoralis (African cotton leafworm) is the source of this 14087-nucleotide messenger RNA. The record is from the annotation of a GenBank genome assembly. Lineage: Eukaryota; Metazoa; Arthropoda; Insecta; Lepidoptera; Noctuidae.